AUGGCCGCACCAGUCGAGGCUCGCGCCGCCUGGGACGUCAAGUCUGCUGCCUUGGCAUACGUUGGAAAGGAGUGGAACGUUACCCCUCUAUACGACGUUUACUUCGAUUCUGCCGUUCAAGGCGCAAACGGAACAUACGCCUUCCUCCGUCAAAAGACUAAUGACCUCCCCGUCGACAACACGUUCGCCACAGUUGUCUUCGACGCUAACCACAACGUACAACAGUUCAAAUCGUACCGCGUCCCAGCCACAUACGUCGAGGUAAAUAUGCCAACCAUCAGUAUCCAAGACGCCGCAAAUGCUGGUGAAGCCGCCUUAUCCGGUCUUACCUGGACGUCGGAGCCGGAGAACUACGGUUACAUCGCACGUUCGGAUGGUCAUAUCGCAUUCGCCUAUAUCUUACACCUCAAGGACAGCCAGGGUACUGUAUAUGUGGCAUAUGUGAAUACUCGUGACGGCACUAUCGAGUCGCUUACGAACACCCAGACCGGUGUAAACAUCGUGCCUCACUAG
This is a messenger RNA of Somion occarium, 513 nucleotides long. Lineage: Eukaryota; Fungi; Basidiomycota; Agaricomycetes; Polyporales; Cerrenaceae. The record is from the annotation of a GenBank genome assembly.